AUGGCCGAUUUGUUCACCACUAUCGAGACUCCUCUCGUCAAGUACGAGCAGCCUUUGGGACUGUUCAUCAACAAUGAGUUCGUCAAGGGCUCCGAGGGCAAGACCUUCGAAACCGUGAACCCCACCAACGAGAAGGUCAUCACCUCCGUCCACGAGGCCACCGAGAAGGAUGUCGACAUUGCCGUCGCCGCCGCCCGCAAGGCCUUCGAGGAGACCUGGCGCCAGGUCACCCCCAACGAGCGCGGUCGCAUGCUGGUCAAGCUGUCCGAGCUCAUGGAGCGUGACAUCGACACCCUGUCCGCCAUUGAGGCCCUCGACAACGGUAAGGCCUUCACCAUGGCCAAGGCCGACGUCGCCAACGCCGCCAACUGCAUCCGCUACUACGGUGGAUGGGCCGACAAGAUCCACGGCCAGACCAUCGACACCAACCCCGAGACCCUCGUCUACACUCGCCACGAGCCCAUCGGUGUCUGUGGUCAGAUCAUUCCCUGGAACUUCCCCCUCCUCAUGUGGGCCUGGAAGAUUGGUCCCGCCAUCGCCGCCGGUAACACCGUGCUCAUCAAGACUGCCGAGCAGACUCCUCUCUCCGGUCUCUACGCCGCCAAGCUGAUCAAGGAGGCUGGCUUCCCCCCUGGUGUCAUCAACAUCAUCUCCGGUUUCGGCCGCGUCGCCGGUGCCGCCAUCUCUAGCCACAUGGACAUCGACAAGGUCGCCUUCACGGGUUCCACCCUGGUCGGUCGUCAGGUCCUGCAGGCCGCGGCCAAGAGCAACCUCAAGAAGGUCACCCUCGAGCUGGGCGGCAAGUCCCCCAACAUUGUCUUCAACGAUGCCGACAUCGACAAUGCCAUCUCCUGGUCCAACUUCGGUAUCUUCUUCAACCACGGCCAGUGCUGCUGCGCCGGCUCCCGUAUCCUGGUCCAGGAGGACAUCCACGACAAGUUCGUCGCUCGCUUCAAGGAGCGUGCCGCUCAGAACAAGCUCGGAAACCCCUUCGACCAGGACACCUUCCAGGGUCCUCAGGUCUCCAAGCUCCAGUUCGACCGCAUCAUGGAGUACAUCAACCACGGCAAGCAGUCCGGUGCCACCGUGGCCCACGGUGGUGAGCGCCACGGUGACGAGGGCUACUUCAUCCAGCCCACCGUCUUCACCAACGUCACUAGCGACAUGAAGAUCUCGCAGGAGGAGAUCUUUGGACCUGUCGUCACCGUCCAGAAGUUCAAGGACGAGGCUGAGGCUAUCAAGAUUGCUAACAGCACUGCCUACGGUCUCGCCGCCGCCGUCCACACCAAGAAUGUCAACACUGCCAUCCGCGUCUCCAACGCCCUGCGCGCCGGAACCGUCUGGAUCAACAACUACAACCUCAUCUCGUGGCAGGCUCCCUUCGGUGGCUUCAAGGAGUCCGGUAUCGGCCGUGAGCUCGGCUCGUACGCCCUCGAGAACUACACCCAGAUUAAGGCCGUGCACUACCGUCUGGGCGACGCUCUCUUUGCUUAA
This is a messenger RNA of Aspergillus melleus, 1494 nucleotides long. RefSeq names its product aldehyde dehydrogenase (NAD(P)(+)) ald5 (gene ALD5). The record is from RefSeq and is a predicted model, not a curated record. Bases 1 to 1494 code for a protein of 497 amino acids. Gene Ontology annotation, molecular function: aldehyde dehydrogenase (NAD+) activity. Lineage: Eukaryota; Fungi; Ascomycota; Eurotiomycetes; Eurotiales; Aspergillaceae. The transcript has 2 exons.